AUGACUGAUUUAGCGUCCUUUUGUGAUGCAAUUUCUAAAAAAAUUGAUAAUCCAAAGGAUGUUGAUGCUUUAAUACUUGAGUACAUUGAAACUUUUCAAAUAGAAGCAAACACACUAUCAUCUUUCGAAAAUAAUCAAAAUUUUUCAACAUUUUUACUUCACAUAUUUGCAUUGUUAACACGAAAUCAACUACCUAGGACUACAUCAGGACAAAUUGUCCUUAAAUGCAUCAAAGUUUUAGAGUUUUUAAAUGAAAUCUCGAUUCAAAAUCCAAUACUAUUAAAGACAAUUGCUGCACACGCACCAUUUGAUGAUCUAGUACAAAAAUUCUUUAAAGAUAGCGUAUUUGAUGCAAAAGGAAAGGCAAUUUACAAACCUCAAUUAAUCGUUAUUGUUAAAUUUUUCGCAUUAAUUGCUUCUGAAAGUCCUGUGAUCAUUGAAACACCCGAAACAUUCUCGAUGUUAUAUCAAAUUGUCCAAACAUACUUUAAUCAGACUGAUUCUGAAUGGGCAUUAGCACUAAUUGCAGGGUUAAUACAUAAUUGUCCAACAGGACCAGCUUUCUUACGUACGCAACCUAAAUUUAACAAAUUAAAGAAUACAUUUGCAGAAAUGCUUUCAAAUAGAAACGUUGCUAUUGUACUUUCUGCUUUAACGAAUCUUGUUUUUCUCUUUCCUGCUCAAAUAUCUCCCGAUAUUAGUAUUAAGACAUCAAUUAAUAGUCUCAAGUUAAAUAAUACUUUUCCACUUGCUAUCAAACUCAGUUGUUGGAUUAUUAAAGAGCUUGCAGAUAACUCAAAGCUAUCAUCAGAUGAUGUAUGGGCUCUCUUAAGUACAACAUUUACUGCUGGUCCAAGUGCUUUUUAUAUAUUCAGAUUAUUAGUUGAUAUUCCAAACGCUGUAGAUACACUUGUUGAUGUGAUAUCAUCAAUGAAUUGUCUAUUUGCAAUCAUUAAUACGCUUCUUGAUUCUCAAUAUAAUUUUAUAUCUGUAGUUGGUGUUACAUUUCUCUUCGCAAUCUUUUCAAAAUUCGAUAAUGUUGUCUUUUCUAAUGAAGUUAAGGAUUCUUUCCUUAAAGCAUUAAAAAUUGUGAUAUCAUCUGAUAAAUUUGUGGAUAGCGACAAAAAAGAAGCUGCUAUAAUGAUUAUGCGGUUUUUAAUACGAUCUAGAGAAUCCACUGUUCAUGUUGUUAAUAUUUUAAGCGAUAAUCAACAAAAAUUAUUUGUUGAAUUUCAGAGACAAGUUACAAAUAACAAUGCAUAUGUAUCUGUGCAAUUUUUCCUUUUACUUUAUGAAGUUUCUCACUUUUUGGCUGCAUGGAGAUCUACUUUGAUAAGAAUUGCAAUUGAUUCCCAAUUUCCUGCUCUUUUAACUCAUGUUCUUAGUGCGUCAAGAAACAGAAGCUCUGUUGAAGAUUGUAUAUUAUGCCUUCAAAUUGUUUGUGGAGGCAUGACAGAAGACAGAAAAUACAAGAAAAAUCCUUUAGUUUCUAUUUUAACAGAUGGACAUAUGAUUGCCAAUCAAAAACUUCAUGAAGACGAUAAAUCAGAUGAUUUGCACAUAGAUGAGAUUACACAAACAUUACAGAGCCAGAUUAAUGAAUUGGAAGUUGAGAGAGAUUGUUGUAUUCGUGAAUUGGAAGCUCUCAAAGUUGAUGCUGCUCAAUGCUCAUUAACAAUUGAAACCGAACUUGAUCAACAUAAAGAUGUUAUUGAAAAGAGACAGAAACUAAAAGACCAAGAGAGUAGAUUAAAGAAUGAACUUGAAGAAGCACAAACUAACUUGGAACAAAGAUUAAUUUCUAAUAAAGCACUGCAACAGCAAUUGCAAAAUCUUCAAAAGACAACAAGUGAAAGAUCCCAGAAGGAAGCAGGAAUUAGAACAAAGAGUAAUGACAUCAAUAACAUGAAUAUCCAAAUAGUAACUAUAUCAGAAGAGAACAGAAAAGUUAGGGAUGCAAUCUCUCAUUCAAUUGAUCUCAUUGAAAAGCAAAAAACAAAUAGAACUAAAUAUAUAAAUUGGCUGAAAACAGGAAAGCAAAGAUGUGAUAAAAGAAUCAAAAUCGUUACUGAUCUUGAAGAGCAGAUUAAUAUUGAAACAAAGCGCAAGGAACAACUUGAGAAUGAGAUUAGUAUCAGUGAACAACAGCUUAAACAAUGGUCAGAUUUUCUUAAAGAUGAAGAAGAUGCAAAGAAAGCAGAAGAAGAUCAAAUCCAAGAGCUUAAAAAUGAACUGGAGAAAAUAAGAAGAGAUAUUGAAACAAAUGAAUAUAAGGCAUCCCUCAGGGUUAGGACUCUUGAUCAGUUAAAGGAGCACAUGAUUGAACUAGAAACACAAUAUAAUGAGAUGAAACUUUUAGUUAAGCUAUUACAUAAAUCAACAUAUCCAAAUAUGCGGAUACCAGAAAAUGUAUCAUCUUUGUUCCAACUCCAAGAUACAUAG
Messenger RNA from Trichomonas vaginalis G3, 2442 nucleotides. RefSeq lists its product as uncharacterized. Bases 1 to 2442 code for a protein of 813 amino acids. The transcript has a single exon. NCBI's taxonomy places the organism in Eukaryota, Parabasalia, Trichomonadida, Trichomonadidae. The record is from RefSeq and is a predicted model, not a curated record.